AUGGUAGCUCUUUAUAAAUAUCCAUUAGUUUGCACGAUUAUCAUUACAUCUUUCUUUGCAUUUUAUCUUUCUAGCAACUCCUUGGACUCACUCAACAUGGAUACGGGCAUACAAUUGGGAGCAAAUGUUGGGAGCUACUGGGAUGAUGGAGUACACGGUGGAGUUAGACAAAUCACUCUUGUAUACGGUAGUUGCAUCGACUCAAUGUGUGUAACAUAUGAUAAGGAUGGUAGAUCUUUUCCGGCGGUAAAACAUGGUGGCAUGGGUGGAACCAAAAGUGCUCAGAUUAAGCUGCAAUUUCCAGAGGAAAUCUUGAUUGGCGUUAGCGGGCAUUUUUACCAUGUGGUCCAUGGUGGUUUCCCAGUGGUUCGAUCCCUUACUCUCACGAGUAACCGAAGAACAUUUGGGCCAUUUGGGGUGGAAGAAGGAACCCCGUUUAAUUUCUUCACAAAUAGAGGCCACAUUGUAGGUUUUUACGGAAGAAGUGGGUGGUUUCUGGAUUCAAUAGGGUUUUACUUGUCAAACCAUAAACCAAAUCUUUUCCGAAGGAUCCCGGUGAUGUUUGAAGGAUCUAACCUUCGUGCUGCCAAAGAUGAAGAACAUCAGAAAGCUAAGGGCUCAAAGGGUUAUAGUUGGGGCAUUUGAUUUAUAUCAUGUCUCGUGCAAGUUCUUUUCUUUCCGUAAUUGUAACAAGUUGUCACUUGUCAGAUUCUCAUCUAUAUUAUGUACGAUUACAUAAUAAUGUAAUUUAUGUAAAUGCCAAGGUUAACUAA
Molecule: messenger RNA, 773 nt
Organism: Helianthus annuus (common sunflower)
Lineage: Eukaryota; Viridiplantae; Streptophyta; Magnoliopsida; Asterales; Asteraceae
Product: jacalin-related lectin 19
Exons: 3
Coding region: 1-645 (214 amino acids)
Molecular function (GO): carbohydrate binding
Source: RefSeq, a predicted model, not a curated record